Messenger RNA from Pseudomassariella vexata, 291 nucleotides. Its product is annotated as DASH complex subunit Hsk3 like-domain-containing protein. The record is from RefSeq and is a predicted model, not a curated record. Gene Ontology annotation, biological process: attachment of spindle microtubules to kinetochore. Lineage: Eukaryota; Fungi; Ascomycota; Sordariomycetes; Amphisphaeriales; Pseudomassariaceae. Gene Ontology annotation, cellular component: DASH complex. The transcript has 3 exons. Bases 1 to 291 code for a protein of 96 amino acids.
AUGGCGACCAGAAAUAUCAACAUGACCACGCAAGGCGGCAGCACGGCAACGAGGCCAUCCAUGGCGCCACAGGGAUCGGGGAGCGUCGUCAAGGCGCGGCAGCUCACGCAACUUCACUCGCAGCUGGCGCAGUUGUCGUCCAAUUUGGCGGAUACGGAGAACUUGCUGCGCAUGACUGCUGUGCAGGCUGAGGCUAUGCGAGGCUUGGGGAGUUGGCAUGGGGGGAUGUUCAUGGCUGCGAGUAAGGUGCUUGGGGAGGAGUCGGUCAAGGAGCAGCCUCAGAUGAAAUAA